UUUUUUCCCUACAUGUCCUCCACUAACACACAGCUUAUUCGUUCAUUUCUAUACUUCUCUCGUUUCUGGCUUCUGCGGCAUUGACCGCUAUCAUCAUGAAGCCAUUUGCCUUUCUAUCGCUCUUCGUCUUCUUCGGCCUCGUCGCUGCUUGGUCCAAAGAAGACUAUGAGAUUUUUGGUUUACAAAAUGAUGUGGCCACAAAUGAAGGUGCCAAUGUGACCUUCUACGACCUCCUCGAGAUCCGUCCCAAUGCCAAUCAGGAACAAAUCACCAAGGCCUACCGCAAGAAGUCGAGAACCAUCCACCCGGACAAGGUCAAGCGCGCCUUCAUCGCCAACUACGCCAAGGACAAGAGCAAGGCCAAGUCCAAUCAGGGGGUCAAUGUCAACAAGGGUCCUACUCAGCGCGAGAUUGACGCCGCAGUCAAGAACGCCGACGCCCGCUCUGCCCGUCUGAACCUCGUCGCCAACGUCCUGCGCGGCCCGAACCGUCAGCGUUACGACCACUUCCUCAAGAAUGGCUUCCCCCUGUGGAAGGGUACCGGAUACUACUACUCGCGCUUCCGUCCUGGUCUGGGCUCCGUGCUGGCGGGUCUGUUCCUAGUUUUCGGCGGUGGUGCUCACUACGCCGCGCUGGUCCUUAGCUGGAAGCGGCAGCGCGAGUUUGUGGAUCGCUACAUUCGCCAGGCACGCAGAGCCGCCUGGGGCGAUGAAACGGGUGUUCGUGGUAUCCCCGGAAUCGACUCGGUCGCAGCAGCGCCUCCCCCUCCUGCCCCUGAAUCCGGUGACGCCGGUGCCAUGGCUGUCAACCGUCGCCAGAAGCGCAUGAUGGAUAAGGAGAACAAGAAGGAUAAGAAGGGAGGAGGAGCCCGUGUCAGCUCUCGUGCCUCUGGUACCUCCACCCCCACUGAGCAGCCUGCCAGCACUGGUGAGCGGAAGCGCGUCGUUGCUGAGAAUGGAAAGACAUUGAUUGUCGAUUCUAUUGGCAAUGUGUUUUUGGAAGAGCAGAACGAGGCUGGCGAGCGCCAGGAGUUCCUGCUCGACCUUGAUCAAAUUGCGCGCCCUACUCUCCGUGAGACAAUGGUGUGCAAGCUUCCCAUCUGGUGCUUCAACAAGACUGUUGGUCGGGUGUUGGGUACUUCCACCGAGGAAGAAGUGGAUUCUGAUGAGGCUGAGGAGCCCCUGGUUGACGAAGCUGAGACCACUGCCAUCUCAAACUCCCGCUCUCGGAAGCGUGGCAAGCGCUCCCAGCGAUCAUAGACUUGGACAGCUGUAUUGCUGCACCUCGGGCGUUUGUCGUUACUUUCUCUGCCCGGGCUGAUCACAAAAGUUCCCCAAGGUUGCUUUACUAUAGAAUUCCUGCUCGGAUGUUGGCAAUACCGAAGUAGAAACCAAAAUGUACACAUAAUCUUUUUUUUCUCAUGUCCAAUACUUCAAGACAAAAUGAUGGAGAUCAGCUACUGGUCAUCGAU
Molecule: messenger RNA, 1471 nt
Organism: Penicillium samsonianum
Lineage: Eukaryota; Fungi; Ascomycota; Eurotiomycetes; Eurotiales; Aspergillaceae
Exons: 3
Coding region: 96-1259 (387 amino acids)
Cellular component (GO): endomembrane system
Source: RefSeq, a predicted model, not a curated record